This is a messenger RNA of Hyphopichia burtonii NRRL Y-1933, 935 nucleotides long. Its product is annotated as proteasome core particle subunit beta 6. Gene Ontology annotation, cellular component: proteasome core complex. The transcript has a single exon. Bases 197 to 925 code for a protein of 242 amino acids. The record is from RefSeq and is a predicted model, not a curated record. Lineage: Eukaryota; Fungi; Ascomycota; Pichiomycetes; Serinales; Debaryomycetaceae.
UUUAUUUUUGUUAGCAUCUAGUAAACAGAGGUACGGGGGUGAGGUACGGGGGUGAGGUACGGGGGUUAGUGGUGGUGUUGAUGGUACGUGCACCAACCCAUCCAAACUCUUGAAAAGAAGUUUAGUGGCGACUAACUAGUAUACCAACACUAUCAUUAACCAACUAUCAUAUAUAUAUCCAUAGAUCAAUCCAUAAAUGAGUACAACCGUUGCAUCAGAAUACUCUGCAGAAAGACAGUCUGUGCCAAUUGAACACAGGUUCAAUCCAUAUAGUGAUAAUGGUGGUACCGUUUUAGGUAUCGCUGGAGAAGAUUUUGCCGUUUUAGCUGGAGAUACUAGACAAGUUGUUGGCUACUCAAUUAAUUCUCGUUAUGAACCAAAAAUAUUUGAUGUUGGUGAUGAUAUAGUUAUGACUGCUAAUGGGUUUGCUGCCGAUGGUUCUGCUUUAAUAGAUCGUUUUAGAAAUCAAUUAAAAUGGUAUAAAUUUGAUAAUAAUAAUAAAAAAUUAUCUUUAAAGAGUGCUGCUAGAUAUAUUCAGCAUUUAUUAUAUGGUAAAAGAUUCUUCCCUUAUUAUGUUAGUACGUUAAUUGCUGGUUUAGAUGAAGAAGGCAAAGGUGCAGUUUAUUCUUAUGAUCCAGUUGGUUCUUAUGAAAGAGAACAAUGUAGAGCUGGUGGUGCUGCUGCUAGUUUAAUUAUGCCCUUUUUAGAUAAUCAAGUGAAUUUUAAAAAUCAAUACAUUCCUGGUACUGAUGGGAAAGAGAAAAAACCUUUAAGAUAUUUAUCUUUAGAUGAAGUUUUGGAGUUGGUUAAAGAUGCUUUUUCUUCUGCUACUGAAAGACAUAUUCAAGUUGGUGAUGGUUUGGAAAUUUACAUUGUUACAAAAGAUGGGGCUAGAGUUGAAUAUUAUCCAUUAAAGAGAGAUUAAUGUAUAAAAA